Cetraspora pellucida is the source of this 909-nucleotide messenger RNA. The record is from the annotation of a GenBank genome assembly. Lineage: Eukaryota; Fungi; Glomeromycota; Glomeromycetes; Diversisporales; Gigasporaceae.
AUGGUGGACGGGAUUUUAAAGGAUUUACUAGAUGAAGAAAAUUUUGGAGGAACACGUAUAGAUCCAAAGAGGAAUAAAGUAAUUAUCAUGGCAUUAAAUGCAACUUCAUUUCGUGAUAUACUUCAAUCAGAUCAGGCAAUUCCGUUACGACCGUAUAUAGCAGUAUUAGCAUGUAGACCAACAAGAAAUUCUUUAUCAACCUUAAAAAACUCAUUAGCAGAAAUAGUAUUAAGAGCACAAACACAUCACCCAGUUGAAUUAGUUAUUUACAUUGAUGUAGAAAAAAAUAAUAUUAUCAUGCUUAGAAUAAAUGGAGAAGGUGUAUACAAUAAAGGUACCAAAGAAGAAUGUACAACGGGUUUUUGGAUAAAAAAUACAAGAGAUCUUACUGUGGAUUAUAUUGUAACUGCAGGACAUUGUAUUGAUCCAGAUGAUACAACUCCCGAACAUAAUACUUUUCUUUAUACACCGUGGGAAACAGUACCAUCAUUCGGGAAAACAAUUGGACCAAUGGUAUUUUAUAAUGAUUCAGUAGAUGACUUUGGCUUAAUUCAAAUAACAAAUAAAGAUCUCAAACCAACAAGGAGUAUAAGGAAUACAGAAUCUGAUAUUUAUAAAGAACUAUUUAUAAAUGAUGUUGAACCUAUUUUGACCUAUUAUGCUCAUUUAUAUGGUGUUUAUAUAGAUAAUAAAGGUUUUGUUAAAGAGAAUUUGAUUGUUACGACUAUGGAUUCUACUAAGAGUGAUAGUGGAGGACCUGUAUUCCAUGCACGAAAUUUACCUCGUGUGAGUCUAAAUGGCAUACACAUAGUAGGUGCUGGACCUAGAAAAUUGGGGCAUCUUACUAUAAUUCUAAAAGUAGAAGAUAUUUUUAGAACAGAUAAAAUAGAGCUUGUUUUAGGUGGAUAA